This is a messenger RNA of Strongyloides ratti, 498 nucleotides long. RefSeq lists its product as hypothetical. The transcript has 4 exons. The record is from RefSeq and is a predicted model, not a curated record. Lineage: Eukaryota; Metazoa; Nematoda; Chromadorea; Rhabditida; Strongyloididae. The coding region runs from base 1 to 498 and encodes 165 amino acids.
AUGACAAGUAUUAAAAAUGAUAAAAAAAAGAUAGAUUCAGAGAAUAAAAAGCAAAUAUUUAAAUUUACCAUAUCAGAAUAUGAUGGUGAUAGUAAAAAAGAAGUAAGAGAAAAAUAUACCGAUAUAGUUACUCAUACUAUAUAUGUACCAUCAACACAUGUUCAGAUUUUAACAAAAGUUAAUAAAAAUGAUAAUAAUACUUUUCGCGACAAUAGCAAAAAUAAAAAUAAUAAUAAUAAAGAAAUUGAUGUAACAGUUCUUCAUGAAGGAUGUAGCACUACAUGUCAAAUGAUUGAUAAAGAAAUUAUCAGUAAAUCAUUGAUGGAAGAAAAAUGCACCCAAUAUGAAGAUCAGGUAUGGAGUAAUGAUCAGAUACAAAGAAUCAUUAAUCAUGAUGAACGUUUUAAAGAAUUUAUAAAAACUGCCUAUUCUCUGAUGAUCUAUCAUUUAGAAGAGAGUAUAGUUUUUUCAAAAGUACUUGGGAAAAAUAAAUUUUAA